Messenger RNA from Epinephelus lanceolatus (giant grouper), 1975 nucleotides. RefSeq names its product myoD family inhibitor domain-containing protein-like. The record is from RefSeq and is a predicted model, not a curated record. Lineage: Eukaryota; Metazoa; Chordata; Actinopteri; Perciformes; Serranidae.
ACUCAGGGCGGCAUGUUGGGUGUUGUUGGAGGUUUCCUGACCUCUUGGUGCCGACAGAAGCAGGGAGAUGAGAAAGGUGAACGGUUGAACGGAGUGUAAAGGAGCUCCUGAGCAGUCAUGAGUAUCAGACAUGUUAGAAGGAGACCAUUCACCUGUGGACAGGACGGAGGAACACGGCAACCCGACUAAAGGUAGUGCGUCUUUAAAAUCAGCGCAGGAUAUCCUUCCAGCACGUGACCCUAUUAGCAGAGGAAAUACCAUCCCCGCUGACCUCAUCAGCACCCAGCCUCUACCUGCUGCAGUCCCACCAGCAGAGGCCUCGCAGGAGGCAGCCAGGUUUAAGAAGCCUCAAUGUGACCUCCAAAAGCCCACCUGCCCACGAUGUGGCCUCACAGUCCCAGACCACAGUCUCCCCGCUCCUCCCCCAGGCCUGAGCCGACUGCAGGGCUCCAGCUUGUCGGUGCACAGCAGCAGCAGCAGGAAGGGCAAGAAGAGUGCGAGGAGUGUGGCUGGCUCACACCAACCUACUGCUACAGCAAGUGACUCUUGUUUACACCUGCUGCUGGCGUGCCUGUGGUGCCAGUGCUCCGUGCUGCUCCUGGGUCUGCUGGAGGCGUGCUCCUCCUGCCUCCACACCCUGUGCUCCUGUUGCUGCCACGCCUGCGCCCGCUGCUGCUCGGCCAUAGAGGAGGCGCCCGUGGAGGAGCUCAACUGCCAUGCCCACUGCCACUCGGUGCUGUUUGAGUCUUGCUGCGAGCCGACCGAGUGUCUUGAGUUUUGUCUGGAGUGCUGCGAGAUCUGCCAUCGCAGCUAGGACGCGGCUGGGCCAUCAGGCCUGAGGACUAAUAUACUAAAAGACGUGAUGAGACUGAAACAACAGACAUUCUAACCAACGUUGGAUUCGCUAGUUCUGCAAUGACAUUUCUUUGUCAUCACCCAUCUAUGUACUAAUUAUUCUUACAACACAUGCUGCUAAAACCAAACUCUGAAUGGUCACUUUUCAAAGAGGGAAGAUCUGACUCCAGUGCGUCACACUUCUCUUCAUCAGUAAAGGCAAUUUUAAGUGCCUUUAUAAACUAAAGCACUUUGAAAUAAGUAAAACAUUUUGGGAAAUUCUCAUAUUUGUUUCUCUGUCCAAAUCAUAAGUACUGAGCUUUGGCCAGGAUGUGAUUCAACGUUAGCUAAACUUAGCAUAAAGCCUGGGAGAUGGGAGGAAUGACUAGCCUGGCUCAACUAAUCCAACCCUCAACAUCUCUUAAGAUCACAAAUUACUGAAAGUAAAACCACAAAUUGUCCUUUUGUGUUCAAUUAGCUAUUUUAGCAAUGUUGCUGUCAGUGUUGCUCAGUCUUUUCCAAUGGAAGUAGUUAGCACUCACUCUAAAAGUCGCUGAAAGUUGAUGGCAUAUGCUUAUUUGCAUUAAUGGAAGAAUUUAAACUUCACAGCAUUAGAUUCAAUAGAAAAGAAUGAGAUGGGCCAAAUGGGAAACUCACUAGGCUACAACUGAAUUCCCACGGCGAGCAGUGCCUCCUCUCCUCUUGCCCUGCCUGUCCUACACCUACUGCACGAUGCAAGAGAAGAAGAGAGGGGGAGGAACCUGCACUAACGGUGAAAAAGCCGUGGACUGUGAUGACUCUGAGCAGCGUGCAUGGGAAUGAAUUACAAUAUACUAUAUUUUCUCUUUUCCCCUGAUGGUCUGAAUAAGUCGCUAAACUUGUAGCUUUUUAGAAAUAAAGUUGCAAACAGGGUCUGAAAAGUCAUUAAUCUAGCAAGAAAGUCCCCAAGUUGGCUACAAUGGUUGCCUUUGUUUAAGGGAGCGAUCACACCGAGAUGAAAUGCCAGAAACGCGACGCCAGUAAAACCAUUGUUUGCCAGUAAAACCAUUGUUUUUCUGACCGGCGUUCAAGCGUCUUUUUAGAUGGCCGUUUUUCCAGUGUCUUUUUAGACGCACGUUUUUGUAGACGCACGUAGACGCUG